CCGACCCCGCAGGCAGCUGCCGCAGGGGCGGGGCUUGGGAGUCUGGCCGGCCCCGCCCUGGCCUGGGGGAGACAGUGGGGUGGGGCCGGGCGGGGAGGAGGCCUGUGGGGGUGGGGGCUAUUGAGAAACAGGUCCGCACCCCAGGUCGCACCGGCGCCUCUCCCCUGCAGUCUUCCAGGCUUCCUGUCCAGGACCAUGGACACUGACCUGGUGAUCCGGGCCUUGGAGAAGGAGCUCUUGUGUCCGGUCUGCAGGAACUUGUUCCAGGACCCGGUCACGAGCCCCUGCGGCCGCACCUGGUGCCGGGCCUGCUUCCCCGGGGAGGCCCCCGGGGAGCUGCGGACCAGCCUGCGCCUGGACAGAGUGCGGUCCCUGCUGCUGCGCCUGCAGCCCCAGCAGCCCAGCGAGCUUCCCCGGGACCACUGCCCCCUGCACAUGGAGCCCUUCUCGCUCUUCUGCUGCCAGGACCGGGAGCCCGCGUGCAAAGUGUGCAGAUACUCCCUGGAGCACUGGGAGCACCACAUGGUCCCCCUCGGCCCCCCGAGCCCCCACAGUGAGUGAGCGAGGGCAGCCUUUGCCCAUCACAGGUGCUGGGGCGGGGGAGAGGCGCUGCACCGGCCAGGGAGGGGCGGGGGCAAGCCCCGCUGUGCCCGGCCGGCCUCCCCGUUGGUCUUCUCGUUCCCGUGUUUGCUCUCCGGCCGAAGCUCCCCGUGCUCCCGACAGUGUGGCCCCCGAAGCCGCGCCCGGGCCUGGAUGGGCGGAUGUGCAAUAAUAAAUAAUAGCACCGUU
This is a messenger RNA of Antechinus flavipes (yellow-footed antechinus), 789 nucleotides long. Its product is annotated as E3 ubiquitin-protein ligase TRIM4-like. The transcript is spliced from 2 exons. NCBI's taxonomy places the organism in Eukaryota, Metazoa, Chordata, Mammalia, Dasyuromorphia, Dasyuridae. Bases 196 to 561 code for a protein of 121 amino acids. Gene Ontology annotation, molecular function: zinc ion binding. The record is from RefSeq and is a predicted model, not a curated record.